Diaporthe batatas is the source of this 1380-nucleotide messenger RNA. RefSeq lists its product as uncharacterized. Gene Ontology annotation, biological process: transmembrane transport. Gene Ontology annotation, molecular function: transmembrane transporter activity. The coding region runs from base 1 to 1380 and encodes 459 amino acids. Lineage: Eukaryota; Fungi; Ascomycota; Sordariomycetes; Diaporthales; Diaporthaceae. The record is from RefSeq and is a predicted model, not a curated record. The transcript has 3 exons.
AUGUGCUGCUUAUACCUUUACAGAACUGUUGAUUGGAGAUCAGCGCCGUACUUGAAAUCCUCUCAAGGAAUUGCAACGAAAGCUGAGGGGUGCUAUGAAAUCUCGGAAAGCCGACCUAUAUGUACAGCGAGGACAGGACCAUCGAAUAUAAUCGUAUCGGAUCUUGUCCCCUUGCGAAAACGUGGGAAUUACAUGGCCGUUGUGCUCGCCAUCUACGGUGUAGGCACAUCCUUGGGCCCAUUUAUCGGCGGCGCUAUCGUAUCUUUGACUACUUGGAGAUGGGUUUUCUGGAUAAAUCUCCCGAUCGGCGGAGCGUCGCUUGUUAUUCUCUACCUUUUCCUUCACGUUGAGUACAACAAGGAAAUGGGAUGGGUAGAGAAACUGAAACGCAUCGACUACGUUGGCAGUGCCAUUCUCAUGGCAGCUACAGUUGCUAUACUCUAUGCGCUGAGCUAUGCUGGGUCUAUUUAUGCCUGGUCAUCUUGGCACACUCUCGUACCCUUGCUCCUUGGGCUCCUCGGCUUGGUCAUAUUUGGCUUCUAUGAGAACACCACAUUCCCAGUCGAGCCCUUGAUGCCACCACGACUCUUUGGUAACCGAACAUCUGUCGUCGUUGCGAUCAUAACUUUCAUCAACUCUGCCCUUCUAUUCUGGCUCAUUUUCUUCCUCCCGGUAACAGGAGUCGCCCUACUGCCACAGUCUCUGGUCGGUAUACCCGGCGCUGCAAUCUCUGCUGUCGCGUUGAGCCGCUGGGGCAAAUAUCGCCCAUUGCACUUUGCAGGCUUCGCCGGGUGGAUAUUGGGACUCGGCAUGUUCUCUAUCCAGGACGAAAAUACGAGCGUCGCCGAAUGGGCCGUCUUUCAGUGUUUGUUGGCCCUCGGUGCCGGUAUGGUCCUCAACACUCUGCUGCCGUCUUUCCAGGCCCCGGUUUCUGAGGCAGACCAGGCUGCAGCCACAGCAACUUGGUGUUUUAUCCGGACUUUGGGAUAUAUCUGGGGCGUUGCGAUCCCUGCGGUAAUCUUCAACAACCGCGUCGACACAUUAUCAUAUCGGAUCUCAGAUCAGGGCGUUCAUAACCAGCUUACAGGAGGUGGUGCAUACCAGUCGGCGUCCGCUGCAUUUGUGCGACAAUUCCCAGUUGAAUAUCAAGAUGAGAUCCGCGGGGUCUACAGAGACGCCUUAGAACGGGUUUGGCAGAUAGCCGUGGCAUUUGCGGGACUGGCAUUAUUAAUUGUGUUUUUAGAGAAGGAAAUUGUUUUGAGAACGGAAUUGGAAACUGAGUAUGGCCUGAAAGGUGAUCCGAAGAAAGUGGCGUUGAAUGGAGAUGGCGUGAAAAGUCGGGCGGAAGAUACAAUAGAGCAAUCACCAGUUACCAAAUAG